AUGUAUCGAGAUAUGAUAGGUUCUCUCCUUUAUCUUACCGCUAGUAGACCCGAUAUUAUGUUUAGUGUGUGCUUAUGUGCUCGUUUUCAAGCUUGUCCUAAGGAAUCCCAUUUGCAUGCCGUUAAACGUAUUUUAAAAUACUUGCAUGGAACUCUACAUCUAGGAAAUUAUUACCCUAGAAAUGUGGACCCUAGGUUGCUUGGCUACUCCGAUGCCGACUAUGCGGGUUGUCAUAUUGAUCGUAAAAGUACCUCCGGAACUUGCCAAUUUUUGGGUCAAAGUUUGAUCUCAUGGAGUAGCAAGAAACAAGUAUCUGUGGCUUUGUCAACCGCGGAGGCCGAAUAUCAACAACUUCUUGAUUAUGGUCUUGCACUUGAUUACAUUCCCAUCAAAUGUGACAACACUAAUGCAAUAAACAUAUCAAAGAACCCAAUUCGACACUCUAGGAGUAAACACAUUGAUAUUCGUCAUCAUUUUAUUCGUGAUCAUGUGCAUAAAGGUGACGUGGUAAUCGAAUUUAUCGAUACUACUAACCAAUUUGCAGAUAUUUUUACCAAGCUUCUAAAUGAGGAUCGUAUGAAUUUUAUCAUUCGAGAGCUUGGUAUGGUUGAUGGGAGUACUUUGAGUCAAUGUGCUUAUUGUCAAAUUUGUUUCAAUUAUCCUUGA
Mercurialis annua (annual mercury) is the source of this 666-nucleotide messenger RNA. Its product is annotated as secreted RxLR effector protein 161-like. The transcript has 2 exons. The record is from RefSeq and is a predicted model, not a curated record. NCBI's taxonomy places the organism in Eukaryota, Viridiplantae, Streptophyta, Magnoliopsida, Malpighiales, Euphorbiaceae. Bases 1 to 666 code for a protein of 221 amino acids.